This is a messenger RNA of Paramisgurnus dabryanus, 3329 nucleotides long. The record is from RefSeq and is a predicted model, not a curated record. Lineage: Eukaryota; Metazoa; Chordata; Actinopteri; Cypriniformes; Cobitidae.
UACAAAUAUGACACACUUUCAAUAAAUAUUAAUGUUUCUACGGAUGAAAUGUUCCUUUAAGACUGUUGCAAGUGUUUCACAAUGGAUUAAGUAAGAAAAAGGAAGGAACUGAGAUCAGCAGCUUUUAUAGCUUUCAGCUAUUAGACUGAAAACCUUACAAAUCACUGCUGCAACUUGAAGUCAGACAACUCCACAACAAUAUAUACUUGAAAUGAUGAACUCCAGACUCUCAUCUCUGAUCCUGCUGUUACACAUUCAAGGGUCCCUAGCAUUGAACAGCUUUACUGUGACCUGUGAUAAAACAAAUAUUUGUGCUGUGAGAGGGACACAGGUGACAGUGAGGUGCUCUUCCUCAAACAUCAACAUCAAAACUGGAUUCUGGUUCAGCCAGAAACAGAAAACAAACUGGAGAAACAAAGAUGAACCUGAAGAUUUGACUUUAGAUUCAGAUUACUCAGGACGAGUGAAACAGGAGAUCAAUGAAGAUUACAUAAAACUCACAAUAGAUGAUCUGAUAGAGAGAGACAGUGGAGAAUAUCAGCUCAUGAUCAUUAUGAAGGAUGGAGUUAAACAUCUCAGCUCAGUCACAGUCAAUCUAACAGUCACAGUUUUACAGGUGAAGGUGAAUCCUGAACCUACAGAUGAAGUAAAACUGAGCUGUGAUUCUUCCUGCAAUCUGACAUCUGAAAAUAGUUACUUCUGGUACAAGAAUGGAAAAUAUUUUUCAGUUAGCAGUUUAAACUUCAUAUUUGUGUCAUCCAGUGGAAACCCUGACAGCUAUUACUGCUCUACGUUUGGCAAUCCCUCUUCAUCUGUGUGUCUUUCUAACAGUAGCUGUUGGGGUGUGACUUACACCUCUACAAGAGUUUGUGCUUUAGUGGGAUCAACAGUAGAUAUUCACUCUUCAUACUCACAUCCCACUGGAGAUACAGUAAAGAAAACAUACUGGGGUUUAGGGAAGAUUUGGGAUCUCCGUGAGAAGCAUCAGUUUGCUGGUCGUGUGGAGUUUGUUGGAAACACACUGAGAAUCAAAGACGUCAACACGAGUGACUUUGGUCAAUAUGUAUUCAGGAUCAUCACUAACACAUCAGAUGGAUUUUCUGGUUUUCCUGGGGUCUUUCUUACUGUUACAGGUACACAGGUGACGACGAGCCCAAACCCUGUGAUAGAUGGAGAAAAAGUGAUAUUAAGCUGUUCAACUGAAUGCACUCUGGAUAGCAAACAUACUUACAUCUGGUAUAAGAAUGGACAACAGGUAACAGAUGGAUUGAGAUUAUUAAACAAGCUGUACCUGAACUCAAUCAACAGUGAGGAGCUACAAGAGUAUUCAUGUACUGUAAGAGAAACAAUGGACAAAACCAAUGAAACGUAUGACAGCUCAGUGUUUGGUCAUCACACAGUCUGUCUGCUGGUGUUUCUGCCUCAGUUUCUCAUUUUAGGAGCUCUGUGGAUGUGGUUUUUCAUCAGCAUGAACAAAUUAAAAUCUAAAAACAGAACUGAUGACAAACAUGAAGAGACUCAAGUGGUGCACAUGUCUGUGAUCAGCUGAACUGCUGGAGUGAUGUCACAACUCUCUAUGACAUUAUAACCUAAUCACUAAUUUCAAAAACUAAUACACACUUAUACACCAAAGGAAAUGUAAAAACGUAAAUCGGACAAUAGGUACGCUUUAAAUUAAAUUGCAUACUUCCUUUUGCUGUACUUCUUGUUCAAGAAUAGAAGAUCAAAUCUUCAUAAAGAUUAAUCUCGAUCAUCUUUGCAUUUUGAUCAGAAAUUUACAAUGUUUUUGCAAGAUUUAGUCCCCUCCUAUAUUUCAAAGUAGUAAUAAGUACUGAAACCCAUGUAAGAGAUUAGCAGAUUUUGAAGAGCAAUCUGAAAUUCAAUAUCAGUCUGAUAGUGAAGAUGUAAUCGAGUAGAUUGCAGUAUCAUUUGAAUAAAGAUGCGUCAUAGUGAAGUUUUUACAGGAUUUAGUCAUUAUUAUGUUACUGUAUGUAACAUCAGUGCAUCAAUGAUAUCGCUGUUGAGAGAUUAGGUUAUUAUGUCACUAACAACACGAAAGGGUAGUAAAUUUGAACAAUGCAUAAGAGUUAACCCUCUGGGGUCCGACCAAUUUUGGACACUGCCAGAGGUUGUGACAUGCUCUUACAUUUGGUCUUUUUUCAGUUGCUUUAAACAUAAUAAUGGCAAGUGUCUCAUAACACUGCGUUCAGCACAAACUGGGCUACAAUAUUAUAUGAGCUACAUGUAUGUACAUGUUUGUAUUUUUGAGAGAAUAAUGUUUAUGCAUGGUUUUUAAAAGGCAACAUUUUUAAGUCACUGAUAUAAGUCCACAAAACCCAUACUAAACAUGUUUUAACAAGACUUUUCUGAACAGAAUCUAGUAGUCUAGAGUUUUUUCUUUAAAAUGAUGUGAAAAUCAUUCUGCCUACUCAUUCACAUAAAACAAUAUAUUGAUUUAGAAAUUGUAAGACACUUUUUGUUUAAAGGGGCCGUAUGCGAGAAGGAUUGAUUGACAGCUGAACAAACAAAUGACUUGCAUAAUGAGCUGCAUAAUGAGCCUUUAAUCAGAAAUGUGAGAGGGAACUACAGUAAAAAAUGUCAGGACAAAACAAAUGUAUACAUGUUUGUUUGUGGUUUAUUAAGAAGUUAACAAUAGAAUCAAAAUAGAAAUGAAGGUCAGUGGGACAUUUCCAGUUUAUUUGGAAACAAACCCUAUUCAAAAACGUAACUUGUAUAAACUAAGAAACUGAUACAUACAGAGCUUUAAACUUUAUGUGGCUCAUGUUACCAUAUAACUUUAUGUCCAAAAAGUGUGAAUAUGUUUUUCCACUUCAUAGUUUUGUACUGAUGAGGGAUGCAGACCUGUAAGAGAGUUAUGAACAGCUGUUAGCAUAAAUUGUCCACAGAAAUACCCUUACAUACAUAACUGAUGGGUAAAUGAUAGCACUUCAUUCAGAUAAACUAUCAUGUACAUAAACUAAAUUCAGAACAUCUCAGAUAAACAUCUGCACAAAUUAAAGAAGACCCUUUACAGUUUCAAAUGAUGUCAAACACGUAAGUGUAUGAUUAUUAAUGAUGGAGUAUUUUAAGUUGAUUCUGCUAUGAUAAGGAGAAAACACAUCAAAACGCUGUGCCGCGUUUUUGGACCCCAGGGGGUUAAGCACAAAAAACUGACAUAUUUUGUGCAGAAUUGUAUUCAUUGUCUUUUGGCAAUGUUGGAGGUGGAGAUUGUGAGACCUUAAAGUGUGUUCCCUGUUGUAAUUGCAAUAAUUAAACAACUGGAUUCUUUCAAGUGUGUUUUUCCAAUGUUUUAAUAAAGAAUUUGUGCA